CCAAAUAGUCCGACGUCUUCUACACUUUCCCGGUGGAAUCCCCGUAAAGGAUUCCCGCUUUAUUACUGCUUUGCAAAUACCAAUCGCCCAAAAGGGCCAAAACCAGUACUUUUGGUUCGUCUUCACCACUCCCACUUCGUUCUCAGACCUUCAUUUCAAUGGCUACUCCGCGCCAACAGAGCAAGGGACGAUCGCCAAUGGUGAAUCAACAACGCCAAAUCACAUCAUUUUUCUCCAAAAACCCAUCUUCUCCAUCUCCUUCACAAUCACCAUCAUCUAUUAUCUCCAAACAAACUCCUGAUUCUACUUCUAAGCUUAAACCCAAAAUAACCCUAACCCCAGAGCAAAGUCCCGUUACUCCAUCCCAACCACCUAAGCGCAAUAAACCCCUCAUGGUAAUUGGUCCUUCUCUUUUUCCUUCUCCAGACUCUUCUUCUACACCCAAAGUAACCAAGACAUUGUAUGACGAUGAUGUUGUUAAUAAAAGAGUUAGGGUUUUCUGGCCACUUGACAAAACAUGGUAUGAAGGGUUGGUUGUUUCAUUUGACAAAAUCUCAAGCAAACAUCUUAUUCUCUAUGACGACGGCCAGGAGGAACAUUUGGAUCUUACGAAUGAAAAGAUUGAAUGGGUUGGGCAAUCGUCUAAAAAGUCCAGACGGUUGGUUCGUUCUGCCGUGAUUGAAGAUGAAGAGGAGGCGAUGGCGGAGGCCGACAAUGACAACUGUGAUGAUUCGGAAGAUGAGAACUGGGGAAUGGAUAUGGAAAUAGAAGCACUAGAGGAUGCCUCCCCGGAAAUGGAUUUGGAUGAUGUUAGUGAUGAAGAUGCAUGUAUAGGAAGUAAUAGACGAAAACUAAGAAAGAUGACAGAGACAAGGAAGCGGAAGGUUAGCGAUUCAGGAAAGAUAGAUUCAAGUAAGAAGAGAAAGGAUGGUGGAGAUUCCACGACCAGAACAAGCAAAGUUAGUUUAGUUAAUGUCAAUGAAGGCAAGUCUAUAGAGAACGAUGGUGGAGAUUCCACCACCAGAACAAGCAAAGUUAGUUUAGUUAAUGUCAAUGAAAGCAAGUCUAUAGAGAACAAUGGUGGAUAUUCCACGACCAGAACAAGCAAAGUUAGUUUAGUUAGUGGCAAUGAAAGCAAGUCUAUAGAGAACAAUGAUAAUAAUUCUGUGAAGAAGUCUCAAGAUUCUUCUGGUGGGCAAACAGGAAAUAUUGCAGACAGGUUUGGCACAAGGGAAGCACAAAAGUUGAGAUUCCUUGGGGAAGGGCGUAGAGAUGCUAAAAGAAGACUUGCCAGUGAUGAGGGUUAUGACCCAAGGACUCUGUACUUGCCUCCUGAUUUUGUAAAAGGCUUAUCAAGUGGCCAGAGACAAUGGUGGGAGUUCAAAUCAAAGCAUAUGGACAAAGUUCUGUUUUUCAAGAUGGGAAAGUUUUAUGAGCUUUUUGAGAUGGAUGCCCAUGUUGGAGCAAACGAGCUUCACUUGCAAUACAUGAAAGGUGAACAACCUCACUGUGGAUUUCCAGAGAAGAACUUCAGUGUGAAUGUGGAGAAACUAGCUCAGAAGGGUUAUAGGGUUCUUGUUGUGGAGCAAACAGAGACACCUGAACAACUUGAGAUCCGUCGGAAAGAACAGGGUGUUAAGGAUAAGGUUGUCAAACGUGAAAUAUGUGCAGUUGUCUCAAAAGGAACACUAACUGAAGGAGAGAUACUUUCAGCCAACCCAGAAGCAUCCUACCUGAUGGCAAUCACAGAAACUUGUCAAAUUUGUCUUGAUCAGCCUGAGCGAAUUUUUGGUGUUUGUGCUGUUGAUGUUGCUUCAAGCAAGAUCAUAUUGGGGCAAUUUGAGGAUGAUGCAGAGUGCAGCACCUUGUGUUGUCUGUUAUCAGAACUAAGGCCUGUAGAGAUUAUAAAACCAGCUAAGCUACUCAGCCAUGAAACUGAAAGAGUUUUGUUGAGGCAUUCAAGAAAUCCUCUAGUUAAUGAAUUGGUGCCCACAUUAGAAUUUUGGGAUGCAGAGAAAACUCUACAAGAAGUCAAGAAAAUCUAUAGGGGGACUGGUAUCAAGUUGAUCACAUCAUCUUUAGAUGAAGAAAAGUUGCAUGAUGUUGAUUCCUCAUCAAGUGAUGGCUUGAGCUGUCUACCAGAUCUUUUGAAUACACUUGUAGAUGCUGGUGACAAGGGAAAACAUGCUAUUUCAGCACUUGGAGGUGCUCUAUUCUACCUAAAGCAAGCUUUUCUGGAUGAAACACUUGUCAGAUUUGCAAAAUUCGAAUUGCUUCCAUACUCUGGUUUAGGUAGUGUUUCUGGAAGGCCGUACAUGGUUCUUGAUGCAUCUGCUUUUGAGAACCUUGAGAUUUUUGAGAAUAGUAGAAAUGGAGAUUCUUCAGGGACAUUGUAUGCUCAACUCAACCAUUGUGUUACAGCAUUUGGGAAGCGAUUACUUAAAACUUGGCUUGCCAGACCUCUCUGUCAUUUGGAGUCAAUAAAAGAGCGUCAGGAUGCUAUUUCAUGUUUAAAGGAGAGUAAUUUACAUUCUGCCCUUGAGUUUCGGAAAGAGUUGUUUAGGCUUCCGGAUAUGGAGCGUCUGCUAGCUCGCCUUUUUGGUAACAGUGAAGCUAAUGGAAGAAACGCAAAUAAAGUGGUGCUCUAUGAGGAUAAUUCAAAAAGACAGCUUCAGGAGUUCGUCUCAACUCUAUGUGGUUGUGAGUUGAUGGCCCAAUCAUGCUCGUCAUUUGGUGCCGCCUUGAAGAAUGUCCAAUCAAGGCCUUUACAUGAUCUUUUGACUCCUGGUGAAGGGCUUCCAAAUGUCCAUCCAAUUCUAAAGCACUUCAAAGAUGCUUUUGAUUGGACAGAGGCAAACAAUUCAGGUCGUAUAAUACCUAAUGAAGGGGUUGAUGCAGAAUAUGAUUCUGCAUGUGCUGCAGUAGUAGAGGUGGAAUCUAGUUUGAGAAAGCAUUUGAAAGAACAGAGGAAAUUGCUUGGAGAUGCAUCGAUAAAUUAUGUUACCAUUGGAAAAGAUUCGUAUCUUCUGGAAGUUCCUGAAAGUUUAAGUAAAAGCAUUCCCCGUAACUAUGAGUUGCAGUCUUCCAAAAAGGGGUUUUUUAGGUAUUGGAAUCCAACUAUUAAGGAAUUAAUGAUAGAGUUAACACAUGCUGAAUCUGAUAAGGAGACAAAGCUAAAAAGUAUUCUACAAAGAUUGGUCCGACGCUUCUGUGAGAAUCGUAAGGAGUGGAGACAAUUAAUAUCUGCUGUUGCUGAACUUGAUGUUUUGAUUAGUUUGACAAUUGCGGGAGACUAUUUUGAAGGACCCACCUGCCGUCCUGUUAUAUCAGGGUUUGAGACCGCAAAUAAAGUAUCUCACUUGAAAGCUAAAGGUCUAGGCCAUCCAGUGCUUAGAAGCGAUUCUCUCGGAAAGAACACAUUUGUCCCAAAUGAUGUUUCUAUUGGUGGUUUUGAUUCUGCAAGUUUCAUCUUGCUUACGGGUCCCAACAUGGGUGGGAAGUCCACUCUUUUGCGUCAAGUUUGCUUAGCCAUCAUUUUGGCUCAGGUUGGGGUGGAUGUACCUGCCACAAGUUUUGAACUGUCGCUUGUUGACAAAAUAUUUGUUAGAAUGGGUGCGAAAGAUCAUAUUAUGGCUGGACAAAGCACAUUUUUGACAGAGCUUUUGGACACAUCAAAGAUGUUGUCAUGUGCAACCCGUAAUUCAUUUGUGGCUUUGGAUGAACUUGGGCGAGGGACAUCAACUUCAGAUGGACAGGCUAUUGCGGAGUCUGUUCUUGAACAUCUUGUUCACAAUGCACAGGCUCGAGGAAUGUUUUCCACUCACUAUCAUAGGUUAGCUGUACACUAUGAGAAGGAUGAGAAGGUAUCUCUAUGCCAUAUGGGAUGUCAAGUUGGAAAAGGUGAAUCCGACCUUGAAGAAGUAACCUUCCUUUAUAGGUUAACACCUGGUGCAUGCCCCAAAAGCUAUGGUGUCAAUGUUGCAAGACUAGCAGGGCUUCCUGAAUCUGUGCUAUACAAAGCUGCGGCCAAGUCUCAAGAGUUUGAAAGAACAUACGGAAGAAGCGAGAGGGGGAUUGAGAAUGCAAUGAGAAGUUUGUGUGAAGUAUUAGCGAAAAACUCAAGUUGUCAUGAAACUGGAGAAGAAAAUAUCACGACGUCACUCGUUCAGAUCCAGCGCAGAGUGCAGUCAAUUCUGUCGAAAGAUGAUACAAUUCCUGUCUGUUAAUUUUGGUUUGUUGGCUUGGCAGCAGCAAUUAUUUCAUAAUUUUUUUUGUCCAUUAGAUCUUCCUCAACUGAAUGAAUGUAUAGGAAUGAUUUUGUGCUGAAUUUUUGUAAGCCAACUUCUUCUUUCUUUUUGAUAGAGAAAGAUAUCUUGGGCCUUAUUCAGCCAAUCCUGCUAUAGAGGAAGAACAUAAAUUUGUAUUUGAAAUUAAUAUCAUCAAUCCACAAUUUUGAAUGA
This is a messenger RNA of Impatiens glandulifera, 4460 nucleotides long. RefSeq names its product DNA mismatch repair protein MSH6-like. NCBI's taxonomy places the organism in Eukaryota, Viridiplantae, Streptophyta, Magnoliopsida, Ericales, Balsaminaceae. Gene Ontology annotation, molecular function: mismatched DNA binding; ATP-dependent DNA damage sensor activity; ATP binding. The coding region runs from base 159 to 4226 and encodes 1355 amino acids. The transcript has 21 exons. Gene Ontology annotation, cellular component: nucleus. Gene Ontology annotation, biological process: mismatch repair. The record is from RefSeq and is a predicted model, not a curated record.